UUCCCUCGCUCGAGGAAGUGAGCUCCACCUUCCUUUCCCUUGUCUUUCUAAAGUCUCUGUUCUCUGUUGACUCCCAAGAAAACUAAAAAUCAAAAAAACAAAAGAUACACGCAAGGGAGGAAACAAACAAGGAAAGAAACUGAAGGGAAAGUGAGAGAAUUUUAGCCAAACAGAAAAAAAAUAAAAAAACAGAGAGACAGAGAGAGCGAGAGAGCGAGAGAGCGAGAGAGAGAGAUGAAGCACAUUUUCAAGAAGUUACACAUAGGCAGCAACCACGAGCCACAGCCAAAUCGAACAAGUAAUGAAACAGCCACCAGUGCAUCAUCACCACCACCAUCAGGUUCCUCCGAUCAACGGGCCUCCGCCACCAUAAAUUCACCUGCGAGUCCUCCAUUAGCAUCGCCUUCUCCGGCGACGACAGUGCAACCGUCUGCGAUUAGUAAUCUGACAGAUUACUUUACGUCGGAGGAGGAGUUUCAGGUGCAAUUAGCGUUGGCAAUUAGCGCGUCGAAUUCGGAGUUUAGAGACGAUACGGAGAAGGAUCAGAUCCGUGCCGCGACGUUGUUGAGUUUAGGAGGAGGGAAUAAUCGGGUUGAUGUGGAUAGAGAGAAAGGAGAGGAAAAAGUGGAGGAUAUGUCGAGAUAUUAUUGGGAGUAUAAUGUGCUUGAUUAUGGGGAGAAAGUGAUGGAUGGUUUCUAUGACGUGCUAUGCACAAGUUCAGCAGUCCAAGGAAAAAUGCCAUCUCUAACAGAUCUAGAAACAAAUGCUAGCAGUUCUGGUUUUGAAGCGGUAAUAGUCAAUCGAAAAAUUGAUCCCACCUUAGAAGAGCUGAUGCAAAUUGCACAAUGUAUUGCAUUAGAUUGCCCUGCUACCAAUGUUGCUGUUUUGGUACAGCAGCUGGCUGAACUUGUUACAGGACACAUGGGUGGGCCGGUUAAGGAUGCCAACUUGAUUUUGGCAAAGUGGAUGGAGAGAAGCACAGAGUUAAGAACUUCUCUUCAAACUAGUGUAUUGCCUAUUGGGUCCAUAAAUAUUGGUCUGUCUCGACAUCGUGCUUUGCUUUUCAAGGUGUUGGCUGAUACCAUAAAGUUACCUUGUCGACUGGUGAAAGGUAGUCAUUACACUGGCAUAGAGGAUGAUGCUGUCAACAUAAUAAAGUUGAAGGAUGAAAGAGAGUUUUUGGUCGAUCUGAUGGCAGCUCCAGGAACGCUGAUACCAGCUGAUGUCCCUAGUGCAAAAGACAGUACCUUUAAGAUCCCUGCUCUUCGCCCCACUAAUGACACUGGAGUUGUUUUCACUAGACCAAAUCCAUUACCUGGUGAGGGCACUAGUCAGAGCUCUUCAGUGGAUGGUAUUUCACCUUUCAAUAGUAGAUUAAAUUCUGAAAAUGCAGAAUCCCUACCUUUUUUCUCUGGCUCAAGUAGCGACGCUGGUGUUGGUUCUUCUGGAGUAGCUAAUAAAGCUGCUCCAACUAAUCAGUUUGGUAAUAUAUCUUCCACAGCCAUUGGGACUUCUGUAUACAAGGGGAGUCGUGGGGGCCAUGCAGUCGGUGAUGGUGUGCGGAUGAAUGUUAAUGUAGUUCCAUAUGGUCCUAAUAGCCCAGAGGAUUCUAAAAACCUUUUUUCAGAUCUUAAUCCAUUCCAGAUCAAGGGAACUGGGAAAAGUUUCAUGCACCACAAACCUGCAGAAAAUAAAAUCAAUGAGUUUCCAGGACGGAAAAAUAACCCUGUUCCUGGUCCGGCUGCACCAUUGGUGUGGAAGAAUCGAUAUGCAUACAAUGAGGUGCCUAGAAGAAAAGAGAAUGACCUUGUGGAGUGCCUCUAUCCAAGAAUUAAUCGGGAACCAAAUAAUUAUAAUCAGUCCUUAGCCUCCACCAGUUCUUCUGAAAAAGUUUAUCCACAGGGUUUCAAGUCAUCUAGUAAUUUUAAUCCAUCCAAUAAAGAAGGUGACACCAGGAAUUAUGCAAGCAGUGUCAGUUCAGCAUUGUCAUCAGAUCCUAGUCAAUGCUACAGUUUUCCUUCUGUUGAGGAAGCAAACUCGUAUUUUAAAGAAAAUAAACUCCAGGAUGCAAAGAAUUUGCAAAAUGACUCAGAAGCCAUGGCUAAAGAACAUGAAGACAAUGAAAUUGCUUUCCAUGACCGUAGAAAGUGCACAUAUGACAGAUUUAUGGGGACCAAUCUAAAGUUGAAGGAUCCAGAGAGUCCAAGUGCAUCAGUUGAUCCGAUCUCUCACAGGGUUGAUCAAGUAAUGGAUGAUGUGGAUGUAGGUGAUGAAAUUUGCUGGGAAGAUUUGGUAAUUGGUGAAAGGAUUGGACUAGGUUCAUAUGGAGAGGUCUAUCAUGCCGAUUGGAAUGGCACGGAGGGUGCUGUGAAGAAGUUCUUAGACCAAGAUUUCUCAGGUGCUGCCUUGGAUGAAUUCAAAAGAGAAGUGCGAAUAAUGCGUAGAUUGCGUCAUCCAAAUGUUGUUCUUUUUAUGGGUGCUGUUACCCGUCCUCCAAACCUUUCUAUCAUCACAGAGUUUCUUCCAAGAGGAAGCUUAUACCGGAUUCUUCAUCGCCCUCAAUGUCAAAUUGAUGAGAAGCGUAGAAUAAGGAUGGCUCUCGAUGUGGCAAGGGGCAUGAAUUGCUUGCAUGCCAGCAUGCCAACAAUAGUUCACCGGGAUUUGAAAUCACCGAAUCUUUUGGUUGAUAAAAACUGGACCGUCAAGGUUUGUGAUUUUGGGCUCUCACGCUUGAAGCAUAACACCUUUUUGUCAUCCAAAUCAACUGCAGGAACGCCUGAGUGGAUGGCACCUGAAGUUCUCCGUAAUGAACCCUCUAAUGAGAAGUGUGAUGUAUAUAGCUUUGGAAUCAUUCUUUGGGAGCUCGCAACGAUAAGAUUGCCCUGGAGUGGGAUGAACCCAAUGCAAGUUGUAGGUGCAGUUGGUUUCCAGAACCGCAGCCUUGAAAUCCCCAAGGAAGUUGAUCCCUUAGUUGCAAGGAUAAUUUGGGAAUGUUGGCAGACCGAUCCAAACUUGCGUCCUUCAUUUGCACAGCUCACAGUUGCUCUCAAGCCUUUGCAGCGGCUGGUCAUCCCUUCACAUCUGGACCAGCCUUGCCCACCUCUGCAACAAGAGAUUGCAGUAAAUUCUACACCCUGAGAUGUCUCAAUUUUGAAAUUGUGAAUACGUAGACAUUCUGUUAUUGGUCUUUGGUGAGGUCCUAUUGCGUGACAUUCCAAAAACGGGAUAACAAGGAGAGAAGAAUGGGGUGAUAUAGUGAAGACAGCGUUUUGUGUAAGUAAUGUAUGCGCGUAAGCUCCUGCUGCCAAAUAAUUAUAGCAGCACUUCUUUGUACAGAUGGGUUUCCAUGAACGCGCAUUAAGGAAUUGAAACCAUGUACGUGUUGAACGACACACUUCAAUCUAUCGAGGGUUCUCCAUUUAUUG
Messenger RNA from Populus euphratica (Euphrates poplar), 3425 nucleotides. RefSeq names its product serine/threonine-protein kinase EDR1-like. Bases 235 to 3138 code for a protein of 967 amino acids. The record is from RefSeq and is a predicted model, not a curated record. Gene Ontology annotation, cellular component: cytoplasm. Gene Ontology annotation, molecular function: ATP binding; protein kinase activity. Gene Ontology annotation, biological process: protein phosphorylation; signal transduction. The transcript is spliced from 13 exons. Lineage: Eukaryota; Viridiplantae; Streptophyta; Magnoliopsida; Malpighiales; Salicaceae.